This is a messenger RNA of Histoplasma mississippiense, 3141 nucleotides long. RefSeq lists its product as hypothetical. Gene Ontology annotation, molecular function: translation initiation factor activity; mRNA binding. Gene Ontology annotation, biological process: translation reinitiation; formation of cytoplasmic translation initiation complex. Bases 1 to 3141 code for a protein of 1046 amino acids. Gene Ontology annotation, cellular component: eukaryotic translation initiation factor 3 complex, eIF3m; multi-eIF complex; eukaryotic translation initiation factor 3 complex, eIF3e. The record is from RefSeq and is a predicted model, not a curated record. The transcript is spliced from 4 exons. NCBI's taxonomy places the organism in Eukaryota, Fungi, Ascomycota, Eurotiomycetes, Onygenales, Ajellomycetaceae.
AUGCCGCCUCCACCACAUAUCCGGCCUGAGAAUGUUCUCAGGCGAGCUGAAGAGCUCAUCGCUGUUGGCCAGCAGCAGGCUGCGCUGACGGUUCUCCACGAACAAGUUGCCUCCAAACGAUCACGCAAUAGUCCCAUUGCAAGUCUCGAGCCGGUUAUGAUUCUCUUCGUCGAAUUAUGUGUGGAUCUACGAAAAGGAAAAUCUGCAAAGGAUGGCCUUUAUCAAUAUAAGAACAUUGCGCAAAAUAGCAAUGUUGGCACCAUUGAGAUGGUUUUGAAAAAGUUUAUUGAAUUAGCGGAGCAAAAAGUUACAGAAGCCCAGGCUAAAGCUGAUGAGAUCCAAUCGUCCCUCGAAUCUGCUGCGCCGUCAACAAACAUCGAAGAUCUUGAUGCUAUCGAGACGCCUGAGACUAUUCUUCUAGCAACCGUUUCUGGUGAGCAAUCUCGUGAUAGAACCGAUCGAGCCAUUGUUACACCAUGGUUGAAAUUCUUGUGGGAGACAUACCGCACUGUUCUUGAGAUCUUGAAGAACAAUGCACGUCUGGAGGUUAUGUAUCAAGCAACUGCCCUCCAAGCUUUCCAAUUUUGCUUGAAGUACACUCGCAAGACUGAGUUCCGUCGUCUGUGUGAGCUGCUCCGCAACCAUGUUCAGAACGCAGCAAAAUACUCCAGCCAGAUGCACGCCAUCAACCUGAGUGACCCAGAAACUCUGCAGCGCCAUUUAGAUACCCGUUUUCAACAACUGAACGUCGCUGUUGAAUUAGAAUUGUGGCAAGAGGGUUUCCGCAGCGUUGAAGAUAUCCACACUCUUCUCAACCUCAGCAAAAGACCAGCCAAGAAUAUCAUGAUGGCCAAUUAUUAUGAAAAACUCACUCGGAUCUUCUUGGUCAGCGAAAACUACCUCUUUCACGCUGCAGCUUGGAGCCGUUACUAUAAUCUCCUACGCCAAUCUUCCGGUGCAGGACCAGGUUCAAAGAAGGACAACCUGGUUGUUUCCGAAGCUGAGAUGACCAAGACCGCUUCUUUUGUUCUUCUCUCAGCGUUGUCGAUUCCAGUCAUUAGCACUUCGCGCUCUCGCGGAGCGCUCGUUGAUGUUGAUGAAGUGCGGAAGAACAAAAAUACCCGUUUGACCAAUCUUCUUGGCAUGCCUCAAGCUCCAACUCGGGCAGGUCUUUUCAAAGAUGCUUUGAAUAAGGGAUUACUUACUCGCUGCCGCCCAGAAAUCCGGGACUUGUACAACAUCCUGGAAGUCGAUUUCCACCCACUGUCUAUUUGCAAAAAAAUCUCCCCCAUCCUCAUUCAAAUUGGCGCCGACCCCGAAAUGGAAAAAUACGUACUUCCCCUUCAACAAGUCAUCCUCACAAGACUUUUCCAACAACUCUCCCAGGUAUACGAAUCUGUUGAAGUUAAAUUUGUCCAUGAGCUUGCCCAAUUCCCAGAACCAUUCCAGGUUACCACUUCAAUGAUCGAGAAAUUCAUCAUGAAUGGCUGCAAGAAAGGUGAUUUGGCUAUUCGUGUUGAUCAUAUUUCCGGCGUCCUUACUUUUGAUUCCGAUAUUUUCUCCUCUGCCAAGGCUAUGCAUCCUGGCAGUGCUGCUGGAUCCGCUGAAAGUGAAGUGGGAUCCGUUCAAAGACUCCAAAGCACACCCGCUGAAAUCGCCAGGUCUCAACUUACGCGUUUAGCCAAAACUCUUCACCUCACCUGCAUGUAUGUCGACCCAUCAUAUAACCAAGCUCGCAUCCAAGCCAAGCAAAUUGCUUUCGCCAAGGCCAAGGCUGGUGCCGCGAAGGAACACGAGGAUACUCUGUCUCGUAGAAUUAUUAUUGAGAAAAAGAAGGAAGCAGCAUUAGAAUCACUCCAGAGGAAACAGCAAGAGGAGGAGAGACAGAAGCGUAUUCGUACACAGCAACUCCAAGAAGCCGAGAAACGCAGAUUGCAUGAUGAACACCUUGAGCGUGAGCGCAAACGGAUGAAGGACGAGAAAGACCGUAUUCGGCAAGAAGAGUUGAAGAAACAACUUGAGGAGCUUAAGACCGGAGUCAAGGGCAUCGAUGUUAGUGAGAUCAACUUGGACGAAUUGGAUAGCAACAGCCUUCGACACAUCAAGUUGGCUCAACUUGAGAAGGAGAAAAAUGAGCUGAACGACCGCGUCCGAAUAACAGCCAAGCGUAUUGACCACCUGGAGCGAGCGUAUCGUCGGGAGGAGCUUAAGCACCUGCCUGCGGACUACGAAGCACAAAGGAAGCUUGAUCUCGAGGUUUAUGAGAAGAACAAAGCGGAUACCCUAGCCGCUGCCAAGCUGAAGCAUAAGGAAGAUGUUGCCCUCAAGCAUCGUCUAGGUCGUCUAGUACCAUAUUUCAAUGAUUUCAGAAAGAACCUUCAAGAGAAACGACAUGUGGAAUUUGAAAAGAAUCGUAAGGCUGCAGAGAGGGAAUUCGAGAAUAAGAAGAGACAGCGGAUCAAGGAAGUUCAGGAACGUUUGCGGCGCGAGCGUAUGGAACGGGAAGAGGAGGAGAGACGCCAACGGGAGGAGCAGGAGCGUAUCGAACGAGAGGAGCAAGAGAAGGCUGCUCGGGAUGCGGAACGGCGCCGUCAACUUGCUGCGGAAAAGGCCGCAAGAGAGGAAGAGCGAAGAAUACUCGAUGAGAAAGCCGCGAUUCAGAAGAAGCGAGAAGAGGAAGCCGAGGCCAAACUCAAGGCUCGCAAAGCUGGUGCUGUUCCCGUUCGCAUGGAACGCACUGAAUCUACGGAGCGCACUGCUCCCAGGCUUAACCUCGUCGGGCGUGCCGGCCCUACCUGGAGAGAGCGUCAGGCUGCAAAGGAGGCGGAGGCCGCGGCCGGCUCUGCAAUUCCCCCAACUGAGGGAGCAGCACCCGCUGCCAAGGAAGAGCUUCCACCUCCCCGGACAACAGGCGGAUAUGUUCCUCCACAGCGACGGGCCGUUGCUGGCCGGGAUAUUUCUGCCAACGGUGAACGCAUGCCUCAACGGUUUAACCGGGAAACUGUUCCUCCUCCCAAAUCACUCUCCAGAAGCCCAGCACCGUCCUCACCUGCGCCUGAGACUCGCGAGGGUUCUAACCCACCCCCUAGCGGAAUGCAGGCAUGGAGGCCCAAGUUCAAACAGCAACAACAACAACAGUAG